Messenger RNA from Olea europaea var. sylvestris, 624 nucleotides. RefSeq lists its product as uncharacterized. The record is from RefSeq and is a predicted model, not a curated record. Bases 86 to 397 code for a protein of 103 amino acids. Lineage: Eukaryota; Viridiplantae; Streptophyta; Magnoliopsida; Lamiales; Oleaceae. The transcript has 2 exons.
CUCGCUACAUUUACCGGUAAACAACAAUGGUGGAUUCAGCUCCCAUUUUGUAAAACCUAAAUCCCAUCCGAUCGAGAAGAAGAAGAUGAAUACAGACAUUACGGCAUCGGCGAAGCCGGAAUAUCCAGUUGUAGAUCGGAAUCCUCCCUUUACGAAGACGGUGGCCAAUUUUAACACCCUCGAUUACCUCCGUCUCACCACCAUUACCGGCGUCUCCGUAGUUGUCGGCUACCUCUCCGGAAUUAAGCCGGGGAUAAGAGGGCCAUCAAUGGUGACAGGUGGUUUGAUAGGGGUGAUGGGAGGUUUCAUGUACGCGUACCAGAACUCAGCUGGGAGGCUCAUGGGAUUUUUCCCCAAUGAAGGCGAGGUUGCCAAGCACAAGAAACAUUCAUUCUAGGGAUUAUCUGACACUUUCUCUUUACAUAAUUUUGACGAGAAACUUAGAAAUCUUGGGCAUGUUUCUAUAUUUUUAAGCUCAUUUAUGUAAGGAUUUGCAAGUUUUCAUGCUACUCUCAAUAACCAAAUUGAAAAAUGAAUCGCUCAUUUUGAAAACGCUUGUUAUUUCUAUGUGUAAUUGCUGAACUACUUUGCAUCUUGAAAUCUGAUUUACUCUUCUAUAUUUAA